UCUCCUGCGCAUUUUCCAAGCAUCUAACGUUAAUGUCAUUCUCUUUAGAUCUCUGAAAAUGGUCCGCUACUCACUCGACCCAGAGAACCCGACUAAAUCAUGCAAGUCGAGGGGCUCCAACCUUCGUGUUCACUUCAAGAACACCCGUGAGACCGCCCAGGCCAUCAAAGGCAUGCACAUCCGCAAGGCUAACAAGUACCUGAAGGAUGUUAUGGUGAAGCACCAGUGUGUUCCCUUCCGACGUUACAAUGGUGGUGUUGGCCGCUGUGCUCAGGUGAGGUUUUGUCCUGUUUUAAAGCUGCCCUUUAAAACCAUUCCGUCCAUCUUAGGACACCUUUGGAAUUGACCAUGAAAACGCCUG
Molecule: messenger RNA, 361 nt
Organism: Sinocyclocheilus grahami
Lineage: Eukaryota; Metazoa; Chordata; Actinopteri; Cypriniformes; Cyprinidae
Product: 60S ribosomal protein L17-like
Exons: 3
Coding region: 59-346 (95 amino acids)
Biological process (GO): cytoplasmic translation
Cellular component (GO): cytosolic large ribosomal subunit; ribosome
Molecular function (GO): structural constituent of ribosome
Source: RefSeq, a predicted model, not a curated record